AUGGAACCUUCUGCACAGCUGGGUUUCAGCCUGCAGCCCCUCUUGGAGCAGCUCAGCCAGGAUGAGCUGAGCCAGUUCAAAUCUCUGUUGAGGUCCCUUUCCCCGCAAGAGGAGUUACAGCACAUCCCUGUGACAGAGGUAGAGGAAGCUGAUGGGAAGCAACUGGCAGAAAUUCUUACCAACCGCUGCCCCAGCCACUGGGUAGAGAUGGUGACCAUCCAGGUCUUUGACAAGAUGAACCGAACAGAUCUGUCUGAGAGAGCAAAGGAUGAGCUCAUGGGGUUCACCAGGACUCCAGAACCAAAAUGUGCAAACUUGGAAGAAACCCAACAAUGUGCAGAAGGAAAGGAACCAGUUGCACUUACUCAAGUACAGGGAGAAGAUGUCCCAAACCCAGAAGCGGCAAAGGAAGUUUUGGAAGGAGAAAAUCCAGGUAAACAGGAUAAAUACAGAAGCGUUUUGAAAGAGAAGGUCCAGCAAAUCUGGAAGAACUUUUGGCCUGGAGCCAGUGAGAACAUUCACAUGGUCACCCAAAGAUAUGAGACACAGAUUCCAUUCUGUAAUCCUAAAAUGCUCGGAGGGCCAUUUCCGCACACGGUGGUGCUGCACGGUCCGGCGGGCGUGGGGAAGACCACUCUGGCCAAGAAGUGCAUGCUGGACUGGACGCAGGACAGCCUAGCGCAGACCCGCCCCGUUGCCUUCUGUCUCAGCGGCAAGGUGCUCAGCCGCAAGGGGACUUGCUCCUUCGCAGAGCUGCUGGCCGAGAGCGCCCCAGACCUGCAGCACGCCCUUCCGCAGGUCCUGGCCCAGGCGCACAAGCUCCUGCUGGUCAUUGACGCUUUCGAGGAGCUGCGCGUACCCUGGGGCACGGGCGUGCUGGCGCACGACCUGGGGGGCGACUGGAGGACGCGGAGGCCUGCGCAGGUCCUCCUGGGCAGCCUGCUGAAGAGAAAGCUCUUCCCCACGGCCAAUCUGCUGGUCACCACGCGGCCCGAGGCCCUGAGGGAACUGCGGCUCCUGGUGCAGCAGCCGCUCUUGGUGGAGAUGGAGGGGCUCUCCGAGCGCGACAGGAGGGUGUAUUUCCUGCGACACUUGGGAGAGGAGGCUCAGGCGCUGCGCGCUUUCCAGCUGAUGAGAAGCAACGCGGCGCUGUUCCGCAUGGGCGCGGCGCCCGCUGUGUGCUGGAUGGCGUGCACCUGCCUGAGGCUGCAGAUGGCCGAGGGCGCGGACCCCCGGCCCACCUGCCAGACCGCCACGUCCCUGCUGCUGCACUUCCUCUGCAGCCGGUUUGCGCCUGCGCGGGGCCAAGGCCCGGGUCUGCACCUCGCGGCUGCCCUGCAAGCCCUGUGCCUGCUGGCCGCCGAGGGCACAUGGGCGCAGACCUCAGCGUUCGAUGGACUCGACCUGCGCAGGCUGGGCGUGCACGAGUCUGACCUGCGCCCUUUCCUGGACCGGGGCAUCCUCCAGAAGGACAGAGACACUGGGGGCUGCUACCGCUUCAUCCACCUGAGCGUCCAGCACUUCCUGGCUGCUGCGCUCUGCGUCCUGGGGAGCGAGGGCCGCCAAGAUGCAGGGAACCCCGUCUGGCACGCUGGGGGUGUGCAGAGGCUGCUCUCCAAGGAAGAAGGCCUCAAGAAUCCCCACCUGGCCCCCGUGGGGCGCUUCCUGUUCGGCCUCGCCAAUGAAAAGAGGGCCAGGGAGCUGGGGACCACCUUUGGCUGCCCGGUGUCCACUGAGUUCAAGCGGGAGCUACUGGAAUCCACAGUGCGGUCCCCUGAACACAGACCCUUCUCCUCGGUGACAGACACGAAGGAGACCUUGUAUUGUCUCUACGAAUCCCAGGAGGAGCAGCUUGUGAAGGAGGCCAUGGCCCAGGUCACAGAAGUGUCCCUGCAUUUGGAAGAUACCUCGGACCUGGUGCACGCAUCGUUCUGCCUCAAGCAUUGUGACCGCUUGCAGAAAAUGUGGCUGCGGGUGGCAAAGGGGACGUUCCUGGAGAACGAUACCGCAUGGGGAUCAGAGGCUCAGGCUGAUGGGUUCCGGAAUGAUCAGUAUGUUCUUCCUUUCUGGAUGGAUCUUCUUUCUGUGUUUGACUCAAACAAGAGUCUGGUGUUUCUAGACAUCAGUCAGAGCUUCCUCAGUACCUCAUCCGUGAAGCUGCUUUGUGAAAAAAUAGACUCCGCUCCCCAUAAUCUUCAGAAAGUAGUCCUCAAAAAUACUUUCCCAGCGGACACCUAUCGGAACUUCUGUGUCGUUUUUUGUGGUCAUGAGACUCUCACGCAUCUGACCCUUCAAGGAAAUGACCAGAGUGAUAUGCUGCCCGUAUUGUGUGAGAUCCUGACACACCCACGGUGUAACCUGCAAUACCUCAGGUUGGUGUCUUGUUCGGCCGUCCCCCAGCAGUGGGCCCAUCUCUCCUGCUCCCUCAGGAUCAGCCAGUCCCUCACAUGCCUAAACCUCACAGGAAUUGAGCUCCUGGAAGAGAGCGCCAAGUUGUUGUGCACGAGUCUGAGACACCCAAAGUGCUUCCUGCAGAGGCUGUCGUGA
Lutra lutra (Eurasian river otter) is the source of this 2547-nucleotide messenger RNA. Its product is annotated as NACHT, LRR and PYD domains-containing protein 2-like. Bases 1 to 2547 code for a protein of 848 amino acids. NCBI's taxonomy places the organism in Eukaryota, Metazoa, Chordata, Mammalia, Carnivora, Mustelidae. The record is from RefSeq and is a predicted model, not a curated record. The transcript is spliced from 7 exons. Gene Ontology annotation, cellular component: cytoplasm. Gene Ontology annotation, biological process: regulation of inflammatory response.